AUGUUGAGCUUUACGAUUGCCUUCAUUGUGCUCAUCGCCACCACUACUACAGAGGCAUGCAGUCGCUACCCUUACUACUACGGUGGCUGCUCUUACUGUCGUCGUGUUCGUAGUAUCUCUGAGGAAGGGCAAAUGAAUAGCGAUCCCCCUGGUAGCGAAGCAUUCCUGCCCCAAGAGGAGGCGAUCGAGCGUCCUGUCGACCGUAUGAAAACUUGA
This is a messenger RNA of Haemonchus placei, 216 nucleotides long. NCBI's taxonomy places the organism in Eukaryota, Metazoa, Nematoda, Chromadorea, Rhabditida, Trichostrongylidae. The record is from the annotation of a GenBank genome assembly.